UCCCAAUAAAUCAUCCAGCUGUUCGUGCCUUUCAGCGAGAUGAUGAAGGGGCAGUGGGUUGUGGCAGCAGGGGCAGCGCAGGCGUCUGCUCAGAGUCGGACUCUGAGCAGAGGAAGAAUGUCGAGGAACGGCCAGCGUCAGAAUCUGGUGGUCAUUAAGGAACUUGAGCUGAUCUUGGACUCCUGCAAACUGGAGCUCACACCUGUGGAUGAAGUCUGGCCCAACUUGUACAUAGGAAAUGUGGCUGUUGCACAGAACAAAAACACAUUAUGUAAGUUCAGCAUCACUCAUGUUUUGAACGCAGCCCACUCCAAACAGGGCAGCAUCGGUGACCAGGGCUUUUAUGGGAACAUGUGUGUUUACUUUGGCAUCCCUGCAGAAGACUCAGAUCACUUUGACCUCAGCCAAUACUUUAAAUCUGCUGCAGACUUCAUUCAUAAAGGCCUGAAGAGCAAAGAUGGGAAAGUGUUGGUUCAUUGUAUUAUGGGUGUGAGUAGAUCAGCCACAUUAGUCCUGUCCUACCUCAUGUUAAAGCACAAUUUUUCACUUAGAGAUGCCCUGAGGCAUAUUGUCAAAAAACGGGCCAUUUAUCCCAACCGGAACUUCCUGACUCUCCUCCUGAAGCUGGACGAAGAGUUGACCCGAAAAAGGAUGCUGUGCCCUGUUCUCUGACAUAAUUAUCUCCCUGCUUUGUCCUUGGCAUGUAUCAUACUCCAUUUUGAUCACAUGGGCAGCAGCUGUAAAUAGCACGUUUAUGUAACCCCAAAGAAUACAUUCUUAAAGAAUUUUUCUUUCACUUUUUUAAUUUCAUAAAUGUGUCUAUUUCUGAAAAUUAUAUUAGUUUUGAAUUUCUACAUCCUAAAACAGUUUAUGGGAUAACAGCUAAUGACAGUUAAACAAUAUAGUUUUAUCUUUAUGUACAUAAAGCUUAAUAAUUAGACUCCAAAAUUAAAGGAGCUCACAUUGGUUCUGGAAAGGACAGAUUAAUAAACCUGAAAAUGUUCUGUGUGCUCUACUUUUCGUAGUGGACCAAACGCUGCUUUAAUUUGUAUUGUCAUUGUUUCUUACACAUAUAUUUGGUUGUUUCUUUGUGCUUUGAUGCAACAAUAUGUCUUCCAAUUGAAACCAAAUAAAACUAUCCUUUAUUUCUUUUCUUCUUUUUUUUUGAAUGAUGGGGCAGGGACUGUUGUGAUGCUGCAAGAACCUUUUAGAUGUAAAUCAAAGUUAAAUUAGUUUAUUUCCCUAAACUGCUCCUUCACUGGAAAAGGUAUAACCUUGCUCAAACUAAAAAAAUGAUGUCCAGAUAUCACAUGUAAAAUAUUUGACUUCACAGAAUCUGAAUUUAAUCGCUUGCUGUCACCUGAAUAUAUUAUGUUGAUGUUAGCAAUAAAACUGCACUGACACAACUUAAAA
Cyprinodon tularosa is the source of this 1413-nucleotide messenger RNA. RefSeq names its product dual specificity protein phosphatase 13-like. Gene Ontology annotation, molecular function: protein tyrosine/serine/threonine phosphatase activity; MAP kinase phosphatase activity. Lineage: Eukaryota; Metazoa; Chordata; Actinopteri; Cyprinodontiformes; Cyprinodontidae. Gene Ontology annotation, cellular component: cytoplasm. The record is from RefSeq and is a predicted model, not a curated record. Bases 40 to 672 code for a protein of 210 amino acids. The transcript is spliced from 3 exons. Gene Ontology annotation, biological process: negative regulation of MAPK cascade; protein dephosphorylation.